GCGGCUCUCAGCCCGCUGGGUCCCGAGCGCGCAAAGAGCGUGCGCUUUCGGGAAUCUUCUGUGCGCAACGUUUGCUCACCAGCUGUCUGGGUUGGUGGCUCGAACUGAGGCGCGCGAGCCUGUCACUCCCGCCCUGGUCUCUGUAGCGCCUGCCGAGAGCCAGUGGCUUUGACGACCCACGGCGGGGUGUGUUCCCUAGUGGCCGCAGCUGCCUCAGGUUCUGUUCUGGAAGAGGCCUGAGAGCGGGGUUGCCUGGGUCGUGGGAGCCCCUCACCUCUCGCGUUAUGGUGAAGAAGAACAGUAUCCCCAACGGGUGGAGGACUGUGACACCAAUUGGACAUCCUCUACCUGGAACCCGAUUUAUUGCUUUUAAAGUUCCUUUAAAGGGAGCAAUUAAUCAGAGACUUACUCCAACCCAGAAGUUUACACCAAAAGACUUGAUUAGUGCAGUAAAAGCACUAAAUGUGGAGCUUGGAUUAAUUAUCGAUUUAACAUAUACCACAAGAUAUUAUGAAGUUAAGGAUUUACCUAAAAGUAUUCAUUAUAAAAAACUUUACACUGUUGGCCUUGAAGUUCCUAAUAAUGCUACUAUUCUGCAGUUCAAAAAGUGGGUCAGAAAGUUCCUGUGGGAAAAUGCAAAAAAUGAUAAACUCAUUGGAGUUCAUUGUACUAAUGGAAUCAACAGAACAGGAUACCUUAUAUGUAGGUAUCUUAUUGAUGUUGAAGGCUGGGAUCCAGAUACAGCAAUUCAAGCUUUUGGUGAGGCCCGUGGUCAUCGAAUAGAUGGAUUUGUAUAUUUAAAGGAUCUCAAAACUCAACCCACGAGAAGUAACCUUGGAAUGGAUGUCUGGGAUUCUAAUGAAGAUACAAACCCCCCAUCUAAUUCUGUGGAAGAAACUAGGGAUUGCCCCCCAAAUGAAGACUUUUAUGGGUCUGGGAAAAGGUCAAGGCUUCUUAAUGAUCUACACCCUCGAGAUGAUAUACAGAUAAUGGAUUAUGUUUAUGUCAACGGUAGACCUUCCCAUAGGCGUGGGGAUUUUUUUAAACACCAGUGUAAUCUUAGCAUGCCAGAAGAAAGACACCUGAGAAAUUGGCAUUUUGGUAACAAAGGUCCAGGACCAAAAUGUUCAUUUAUUGCUGAUCACUGGUGUUAUGAUGUCUCCCAAGAGGAAAUAGAUUUCAAUAACAGGAUUGAGAGAACCUUCUCUCAUCAACCUGGGAGAAGACGAGAACCAUUUCAUGAUCACAAGCCUCACAGUGACUUCUGUGAACCAGAUGCUGGAGAUGAUCUUGAUUUUGUUAGAAAAGUUUGUGGACAAAGGAGACGUUCUGUUCAGAACCAUCAAGGCUGUAGUAAUUUGUGGGAACAAUUUCCAACCAAAGACUUAGGUUUUAUUAACAUAAGUCAGGGACUAAAGCGACGACUGCACCAUAACUACCAUGAGUACCCACCUCAUGGUGAUUUUCAGAACCAGUUACCUGUACAAGGUCUUAAUUACCUCAAUAGACGUGGCUUUGAAAGGCAAAAACCUUUCCACCAGCACUAUUCUCGUGAUGAAAUGAAUUUGGAAGAUUUAGAAUAUACUGAUGAAGUUUCAGAGCACACCCUGGGACAUUUCCAUGAGUAUUCCAACAGUGAUUUUUCAGAGAAAAUGCCAUUGAAAAAAUGUGUUAACAAAGGUUAUGGAGAAAGACUACCACACUUUCCAAAGUUUCAAAAACAAAUGCAAUUAAGAAAUUUUUAUCUCAACAAUGGAACUGGACAAAAGCACGUGUCUUACUUUGACCACCUACCUAGUGAUCCACAAGAGCAGAUUCUAUUGGAAGACUUGGACUUCGAACAGGAAACAUCCUUACAAAGACUAAGAUCUUUUCAGGACCACCAACUUCCUAAUAACAUAAAUCCUGAUUGGUAUUUAGAUAAGAACCUUGGCCAUAAUGAUUGCAGGACCAGAAGUCAGAGAUUUAUUCAUCCAGAAGAUAGUCGAAGAAUAUAUCCUUCAAAUGGAUUCAAUUGCAGGAGACAUGGCAGAUUCACAACAUAUCCUUCACGAGGACUUCCAUCUUCAUGUGUAUUCCAGGAAGAUUAUUCAGUUGAUCAUUGCAAAAGUAGAAAUACACAAGAUAUGGAACAGCACAAAAGGUCAUAUUUUUAAGCUACUGAUAAUAAUUAUGGAAUGCCUAUAGAUUGCAGAGCUGAAGGAAAAGAGCAUUAUGAUUUACUCUCGGGAAAAAAAAAAGGCUGAAUAGUUCACUCUAAAAACUGCCCACCAUUUACUUAUAUUUGUCCCUUUUUCAUUGUUACUGGGCCAAAAAUCAUUUCAUAUUAGAAAGUAAAAUAUGUUGAAAGACAACUUGUAUUAUUACAAAAUUAGCCAUCUACUGCUUUCAAUUUUUGUAAGAGUAUUUACAAAUGUAAAUAUUUAUAACCAACAAUGUAGAAUACAUAUAAUUGUUGCUCUUUCAAAACUGUAAAUCUAUUUGACUUUUUGAGGCUCUAUUUUUAGUUACAUAUGCUAAUGAUUGCACUUCUGGUUACAAACAUUGUAAAAAAUAAAUAAUUUCGUUAUGAUUCA
Molecule: messenger RNA, 2576 nt
Organism: Manis pentadactyla (Chinese pangolin)
Lineage: Eukaryota; Metazoa; Chordata; Mammalia; Pholidota; Manidae
Exons: 11
Coding region: 285-2156 (623 amino acids)
Biological process (GO): dephosphorylation
Molecular function (GO): protein tyrosine/serine/threonine phosphatase activity; polynucleotide 5'-phosphatase activity
Source: RefSeq, a predicted model, not a curated record